Messenger RNA from Phlebotomus papatasi, 2548 nucleotides. RefSeq names its product transcription factor MafA (gene tj). Lineage: Eukaryota; Metazoa; Arthropoda; Insecta; Diptera; Psychodidae. Gene Ontology annotation, biological process: regulation of transcription by RNA polymerase II. The transcript has a single exon. The record is from RefSeq and is a predicted model, not a curated record. Gene Ontology annotation, molecular function: RNA polymerase II cis-regulatory region sequence-specific DNA binding; DNA-binding transcription factor activity, RNA polymerase II-specific. The coding region runs from base 352 to 1461 and encodes 369 amino acids. Gene Ontology annotation, cellular component: nucleus.
GGCUCAUUCUCCAGUGAGACGCGUUCGACGCCACUUGUGGCUCUCACUUCGUUAAUCUCCAAAUCAGGAAUUUUCAGUGAAGUUUUUCCAAAUGGGACUUUGGGGACUUUUUGAUGGAGGAAUUUGUGAUUUUUUUUGUGAGGUGAAUAAUUUGUGAGACACUUUUGUGGAAUAAAACUAUUUGUUCGGGAGAGGAUAUCUGAGGAAAUUAUCAGUUUAGUGUGAGAAAAAGGUGAUUGGACAAUUUCGCGCGCUUUUUUUUCACAAACGUAUCCACGUGUUUAAUUAAGGACCUAUAGUUUCCAAAAAAAGGCGGGAAAAUAGGUGUUUUCUGAGGGAUUGCAGAAGAUAAUGGAGGAUCCUCAUUUGGCAGACGAAUACGUGCAGGAUUUCGUGCUUGAGCAUCUUGAGGAUACAGCCGUAAAGCGCGAGGACCCAAGCCCACCCACGACUAAAAUGUCCUGGACAGCAGGAGUUGAAGAUGAGGUGGAGCCCCCAAUACAUACCAUGAAACUUCGAUCCUUGCCAUCGCAGCAGCAUGCUGGACACAUAGCCUGGCAUCAUGAUAAGCGACGCCUACAUACCUUGUCGCCACCGCCGGAAAUGUACAGUGGGCCCAUGGCAGCUGGCCAGCCUGUCCUGGUGAAUGCAGCCGUGGCAGGAGUACCCACAACCCCACCCGAGACACCUCCGGGCACGGGUUCACCCAAUCCACCCUGUUCUCAGGGAUACACAGCCUAUCAUGGAGUACAGCGUCAGAGCAAUGGCCUGGUGGAGGAUAUGAUGUUCCUUACGGAUACCAUGCGACUGGAACAGCCACUGGAUUUACGUCAUUUACAUUGUGACGAAGGGGAUUGGGAUCGCCGAAGUUAUAUGCAAGCAGGAGAUGGAAAUGUAACUGGACCACCCUUCGGUUUCCAACAUCAUCAUCUCACCCACCUUGAACAUAUGGGUCCUUAUCAUCCACACGGACACAUGGUCAGACCCUUAAGUGGUGGCUCUACGGGCACCACAGUUGUCUCUCCGCGCCAAUCUACCGGCCAGCACAGUUCCAGCAGUGAAGGUAGUCUAGGCAGUAAGGACGAUAAAGAGAUCGAUGAUGAUGAACUUAUGUCCCUAACUGUCCGGGAGCUCAAUAAACGACUUCAUGGCUAUUCCCGCGAAACUGUGGUGCGCUACAAGCAGAAGCGACGGACGCUGAAGAAUCGUGGCUAUGCCCAGAAUUGUCGAUCAAAAAGACUACAGCAGCGUCAGGAUUUGGAACUCACCAAUCAAACCCUACACAGUGAGUUGAAUCGCAUGAAGAUGGACCUGAAGAGGGUGAUACAGGAGCGUGAUCAGCUCAGGCAGAUGCUGAUGCCAAUUGGACAUUCACAGGCCGCCGGAACACCCAGUGGGACCCCACAGAAUGAAGCUAUCCAUUCAGACGGCACCGGAUCUCCAAGGGAGUUCUAUCUAUGACGGCAGAGCAGCAGUGCACACAACCACUGGCCAGGACGAUACUAAACAUUUCCAAAGAGAGGUGACUAUUACCUUUGUUGCAUGACCCUUAAGGGCUCUUCCCGUGGUUUACGCUACAAUCUCGAAAUCCAUUCUGGUUUAAUCUCUGUUGUUAUUUUAAUAAAUUUAUCAAAGAUUCAAAAGACAUUUUAAAAUCUGCAAAAUAUAAAUUUAUUAUUGAAAUUAAUUUUUUCAGUUGAUAAAUUGAUAUAGAUUCUCAAUUUAUGCACUCUUUGGAUUGGGGGUUUAAUCCUGUUUUCAAAUAUCUUUUUCUUUCACCAUUUCUUUCACCACUUCUAAGCUUGAAAAAAAUAUCUUAAAAUUUGGAAUAUUAUGAAAUAGAUAACUUAAACCAUGUUGCUAAACGUCUUAGCAGCAGAAGUCUUUACUUAAAGAAAAGCAGCUUAAACGGAAACGUGAAACGGUUUUGAACCUGAGGUUUAUCCAUAAAGCUAACUGCUCUUGUUUUCCAACAGGUAGAUUUUUUGGAAAUUUUGAACUUUUGAUUAGAACAAGUAUUAAGUUGAUCCUUUACACGGGCUUCAGACUGAGGGUUUAGCUGAAUUAAAACAAUUUUUCCGAUCUUUCAAAAUUAAAUUUAUCAUUUGUCUUUAAUAUCCAAACAUAAGUCUAAAUUUUUAUAAAAAUAUUGCAUGAUAAGAAACUGGAGAAGUUUAACGGCAUGGCUAAAUCUUAAGUUUAAAGCCCAUAUUACACGAACUUCAGAUAAGAAGCUCAAUUAUCCAAGGUCUUAAAAUUCAAAAUUACAAAUAAUUUUAUUGAUUUUCAAAGUAAAAUCGAUCACUUGUCCUUAAUAUCCAAACCUAAGUCACUUAUUUUUCAAAAAUAUUGAUAAGAAAUUGAAUAGGUUGGGUCAUAUGGCUAAACCAUGGAUCUGAAGAUCUUAGUUUUAUAUUUUAAAAAAUAUCAAUAAAAUUGCUUAUUAUUUAAAAUUCAAGACCUUUGGAAACAGGGUUCACUUCUUAGUCUGUAACUUGUUUUUUUAAUCUUAUUUUUUAUCUUUAAAAGAAAUUUCAAAAUAUAAAAA